Messenger RNA from Drosophila grimshawi, 4987 nucleotides. RefSeq names its product tyrosine-protein phosphatase 69D (gene Ptp69D). Gene Ontology annotation, molecular function: protein tyrosine phosphatase activity; protein binding. Lineage: Eukaryota; Metazoa; Arthropoda; Insecta; Diptera; Drosophilidae. Bases 117 to 4478 code for a protein of 1453 amino acids. Gene Ontology annotation, biological process: protein dephosphorylation. The record is from RefSeq and is a predicted model, not a curated record. The transcript has 12 exons.
AAUAAGAUUUUAAUUAUGUGGCUAUAAAAGUGUGCUGCAGUGAAAUUUAUACAAAACGGAGAGGGACUAUCUGUGCCCUUUGAAUUACUGAAAAGGACCCACAUAGUUUUAAGGCGAUGGCGUGUUUUGACGAACACCGAAGAGAUGCCUAUGUGAUAAUUAUAUUUUUUUUAUUUACUAACUUAUUUGCGAAAGGAUUCAGUAAAGAAUGGGUUGAAAUUGGAAGAAACUCGACUUUUGAAUGUACAACUGACCAAGAGCCUGCAACAUGGACGUUUAAUAAUCUAACCAACCAUAAGUUUGAUAACAGAUUUACAAAAACAGCUGAUAUUACAAGUGCGGAUGAAAAUGGCAAUUUGGACACUAUAAAAACGUAUAAAAAUAUUCUUCACAUACGUGCAGUGAACAUUUCGGAUAGUGGAAACUAUAUAUGUAAAAAUCCUCAGACUAAUGCAACCGUUGAAUACAAUUUGCAGCCAUAUCUUCAACCAAAAAUUGUUGAGAGCACCGUCGAAAACAUAAAGCGAAAGAUCAAACAAAGUGCCAUUAUAUAUUGUGUAUUUGAUAUUUAUCCACAAAACAUUACCACAAAAAAGCAGCUCAAAUGGCUUAAAGAUGGAAGCGCUUUUGCUUUCCUCGACACAUUUUCCACCAUACAUCGCUUGAGCGAUACGCAAGUGAACUUCACAUUAGAAUUCACCGAGGUGUAUAAAAAGGAGAAUGGCACAUAUAAAUGUGUUUUUUAUGGGGAAAAUGAGGCUGAGAUUAUUUCGAAAGAAAUCGCAUUACUUGUAAUGGAAGUGCCACAAAUUAGCAUUGAUUAUGUUAAAGCUGUUGGUGCUAGCAAAAUAUUCCUAAAUUGGACGGUCAACGAUGGCAACGAUCCCAUACAAAAAUACUUCAUACAGUAUUCGCAAGAAGGCUCGCCGACAUUCACCUAUUAUAAGGAAGUAAUCAGCGGUAAUAGCACAUCCAGCGUCCUGGAUGCGUUCAGCCCAAAUACAACCUAUAAUCUACGUAUUACGGGAAAGAACUCAAUCGGUGAUGGCAUCCCAAAUCAGUAUCCAUUCAGUGUGACGACUUUAGAUCAUGAUCCAAUUUUUAUACCCAAAGUGGAAACAACGGGCAGCACGGCAUCGACAAUUACGAUUGGCUGGAGUCCACCAUCGCACGAUUUAAUUGAAUAUAUUCAAUACUAUGAAUUGACCGUUUCCGAAUCGGGCGACGUGCCGAAAUUAAUCGAGAAAGCGAUUUACCAACAGAACUCAAGAAAUCUACCCUAUAUGUUUGAUAAACUGAAGACAGCCACUGACUAUGAAUUUCAAGUGCGGGCAUGCAGUGAUCUAACCAAGACCUGCGGUCCAUGGUCUGAAGUUGUUAAUGGCACAACAAUGGACGGUGUCUCAACGAAACCGACCAAUUUGAAAAUUCAUUGCAAUCAACAGAACAUUUCCCGUCUCAAUUCCAUAUCAAUUGGCUGGAACGUACCCCAAACACCAAAUGGCAAAAUAAUUUCAUAUCUAAUUAUCUUGGAGGGGAACUAUACGUAUACCCACGAGGGCACUGUGUUCAGCGAGAAGUGGGGCCCCAAAAUACGUCGCGUGGAUGAGCCCAGUCAUAAGACGGUCUAUGAAGGCGUUAGUCCAAAUACAAAUUAUACUGUUACCGUUUCCGCCAUUACGAGGCAUAAGAAAAAUGGUGAGGCAGCGGUAACAAAUUGUUUUAUGCCGAUAUCAACGCCUGAAACAAUUGGAAAGACAAUGUGGACAAAGGUUAAGAAUGGCCCAAAAUAUGUCUUAAAAUUAUAUUUACCCAAGAUAAGUGAAAGAAAUGGACCCAUUUGUUGCUCUCGACUCUAUCUUGUCAAAAUAUUGAACGGAAAUAGCGAACUCCCAACUCCGGAUAAACUAAAUAUUGCUACUUAUGCUGAAUUGCAUGACAACAGUAAUAACAAUAAUAAUAACAGUAACAAAUCUAAUAGCUAUGCAUAUUUAGCUGAAAUGCUUAGCAAUCGAUAUUUUAAAUCGGAAAUAUUUUUGGGAGACGAAACCCGAUUUCUUAAUAAACAAGAAGAACUCAUCGACAAUGAUAACAUUUGUCGCAAAUGCUUGGACGGUGCACCAUUCUUACGGAAAGUGGAAAGUGCCUUAAAAACAGAAUCCGUCCAGAAUCCAGCACAGAUUCAAAAAGAACAACUACUUAAAGAUGCAAAUUUGACAGAGCAUGCACUGAAAGUUUUGGGAAGUAAAAUGAGAAUAAGACGAAAUCCUACAGUUGCCAUGGGGAGGGAAGACACAAACAUGUCCAAUUCAAAUAACAUCGGAACUAUUUAUGAUGGAGAAAUAGAUAUUGAUGCAAACUACACCGGUUUCCUUGAGAUAAUUGUUCGAUCCGGAAAUACGGUACGCAUGGCAUAUAGCGACUACUUCGAUGUGAUUACGCCUGCGACUGAAGCAGAGCAAAUUCAUUCCCUAGAUGAUUCCAAGUUUUACACGAAUAUCGGCAUUAAAGCUGUUGCUAUUUCGUUUGGCUUUAUUAUAAUAUUUUUAAUAUUUUGGAUUAUCCAUCAUCAGAAGACAAAGAACGCGAUGCCUGACGAAGAUACGCUGACCUUGAGAGAUUCGUUAAGAGCCCUUUUUGGACGUCGAAUCAAUAAUCAUAGCCAGUUUAUCGGGUCUGGCAAUCAGAAAGGCUUUGAUACAGGACCUAUUCAUAAAUCAGAUUUAGUUACUGCGUACAAGAAUCGACAUAAGGAUACGGAUUAUGGUUUCCUUCGAGAAUAUGAAAUGCUUCCAAAUCGCUUUACUGAUCGAACAACGAAAAAUAGCGACAUGAAGGAAAAUGCUUGCAAGAAUAGAUAUCCCGAUAUAAAAGCAUACGAUCAAACUAGAGUUAAAUUAUCGCCAACCAACGGAAAUCAAUGUACUGAUUAUAUAAAUGCCAAUUUUGUCAUUGGAUAUAAGGAACGAAAGAAAUUUAUAUGCGCUCAGGGUCCAAUGGAAACCACAAUCAACGAUUUUUGGCGAAUGAUAUGGGAACAGCAUUUAGAGAUCAUAGUUAUGCUUACAAAUCUAGAGGAAUAUAACAAAUCCAAAUGCGCGAAAUAUUGGCCAGAAAAGGUUUUCGACUCCAAACAGUUUGGCGAAAUAACCGUCAAUUUUACAGCUGAACGUAAAACUGGUGACUACAUUAUACGGUCAUUAGAUGUCACAAAAUCAAAUUUAAUCGGUGACGAGGAAGAUCAUAGGCAAAUAACUCAGUACCACUAUCUAACUUGGAAGGAUUUCAUGGCACCAGAGCAUCCGCAUGGCAUCAUCAAGUUUAUACGCCAAAUAAAUUCAGUUUACUCGGUGCAAAGGGGACCGAUUUUGGUGCACUGCAGCGCAGGUGUUGGCAGAACUGGUACCCUUGUGGCAUUGGACUCUCUUGUACAACAGUUGGAGGAAGAAAAUAUGGUAUCCAUUUUUAAUACCGUGUGUGAUUUACGCCAUCAGCGCAAUUUUUUGGUCCAAUCGCUGAAACAAUACAUUUUUCUAUACCGCGCAUUGUUGGACACUGCCACAUAUGGAAAUACGGAUAUACUCUUAAAUUUAUUGCCAUCAACCAUCGAGUCCUUAAAAUUUAAGCCCAAUGAAGGAAAAAGCUUGCUGGAAACAGAAUUUGAGAAAUUAAUUAACACAACGGAUGAGAUAAAUAAGUCUUGCAGCGUUGGCGAAGUUGAAGAGAAUACUUCGAAGAACAGGUGCCAUGAUGUUAUUCCAUACGAUCGUAAUAGAGUUAUUUUAAGCCCAAUUCCAAUGAAAGAUAAUUCGACAUACAUAAAUGCUUCGUUUAUUGAAGGAUAUGAUAAUACUGAAUCAUUUAUAAUUGCACAAGAUCCUUUGGAAAAUACAAUUGGAGAUUUUUGGAGAAUGAUUUCGGAGCAAAGUGUUUCUACACUAAUUAUGAUAUCUGAAAUUGGAGACGGUCCCAGGAAAUGUCCACGUUAUUGGGCCGAUGAUGAGAUUCAAUAUGAUCAAAUACUCGUAAAAUACGUACACAGUGAAAGUUGCCCGUAUUAUACUCGGCGAGAGUUCUAUGUAACGAAUUGCAAAAUAGACGAUACCCUUAAGGUGACUCAAUUCCAAUAUAAUGGUUGGCCCACUGUCGAUGGAGAAGUUCCUGAAGUGUGUCGGGGCAUAAUCGAGCUGGUUGACCAAGCUCACAAGCAUUAUAAAAAUCACAAAAAUAUUGGUUGCCGAUCUCCCCUCACAGUUCACUGCAGCUUGGGCACUGAUCGAAGUUCAAUUUUUGUUGCCAUGUGCAUUUUGGUUCAGCAUCUCAGACUGGAGAAGAGUGUAGAUAUAUGUUCAACAACAAGAAAAUUGCGAUCUCAACGACCAGGACUUUUAAAUUCAUUCGCACAAUACGAGUUCCUACAUCGCGCCAUAAUAAACUAUUCAGAUCUACACAAAUUAUCGGAAAAUAUUGAGGAUUAAACGAUAAAAUUGAUGUACUCAUAAGAAGUGUAGAUGUCUUUACACAUACAAUAUAUACAUAGAUAUUAUAAUAAUGUACAUUUCAAGAAACUUCAUAUAGUAUGUAUUUGAGUGCGGCGAAUGUAUACAUUUUUUUACCAAUUUAUUUUUAACCUUAUACAAUUACAUGUAUGAAUACAUAUAUUUGUAUGUCUGUAUGUGCGUAUUUAUACUGAUAAAGCUACCAAAGGAAGAAUAUUAAUUUAUUUUAUAAGAUUUCGUGUAAAUUAAUAAUAAAUAAAAUAUGUAUCUUUUACAUGUAAGAAAACCAGCACAACAGCUUAGAGCUACAAGCGAAACAAAUAUCAACUAUCAACUAACAGAAGAUCCACCAAAUCUUUAUUUCCAGGACUGCAUAAGGUCCCAACUAUAUUUAUAUAUAUUUUCAGAGCUAAAACCGAUGUAAUACACCUAAGCGGCAACCCAAAAUAAACAAUUCAAAAGAAGCCGACUGUUUUCAGCAUAAUAAA